Colletotrichum graminicola M1.001 is the source of this 1179-nucleotide messenger RNA. Its product is annotated as PAP2 superfamily protein. Bases 1 to 1179 code for a protein of 392 amino acids. The transcript is spliced from 2 exons. Gene Ontology annotation, molecular function: phosphatidate phosphatase activity. Gene Ontology annotation, biological process: phospholipid metabolic process. NCBI's taxonomy places the organism in Eukaryota, Fungi, Ascomycota, Sordariomycetes, Glomerellales, Glomerellaceae. The record is from RefSeq and is a predicted model, not a curated record.
AUGAAAAGCUUCAACCCCUUUGCACGUCGUCAAGAUGACACACCUACUCUCCCCACCCACCGGCGCCGAAGCAGCGAGGACACAAAGGUUAACGACCGUUGGCAUGGCCGCGACUACAGCAUGGCCCAUAGACCGCCCUUCAUGCUGUGGCUAAAGGUGACCUGGCUCGACAUUCUCACCAUGAUCGUCAUGGGAGUCAUCGCGCUGGUAGUCUUCAGAGCCCACCCGCCUGCCCACCGGACAUUCCCCAUCAGCUUUGAGGACGGCGAGGUUGUAUAUCCCCAGUUCGCCUAUCCUCACAUUCCGCAGUAUAUCCCCAGCCAUGCUGCGACGGCUCUCGCCAUCGGGGUGCCCAUCUUGUCCAUCCUCCUCUGCCAGAUCCGCGUGCCAUCUUUUUGGGACAUCAACAACGGUAUCAUGGGCCUGCUCUACUCCGUCCUCGGCUCGACCGUCUUCCAGGUCAUGGUCAAGUGGCUCAUUGGUGGACUGAGGCCAAACUUUCUUGACGUCUGCCAACCCGACAUCAGCAAGGCCUCCCAGCCAGGCGGCAAUGCGACUGGGCUCGAUGGCACGGGAUACGGAGGCAUCAUGUGGACGUCGGACAUUUGCACAAGAGAGAUGGACGGAACUCUCUCCAACGCUCUCGAGUCCUUCCCCUCGGGCCACACAACUGCCAUGUUCUCCGGCAUGGUCUUCCUUUAUUUGUACCUGAACGCCAAGCUCAAGGUCUUUUCGAACUACCACCCGUCCAUGUGGAAGCUCAUCCUCACCUACGCCCCCAUCCUCGGCGCUACCCUGGUAGGCGGUUCAUUGACCGUCGAUCAAUCGCACAACUGGUACGACGUUCUGGCCGGUGCCGUCAUCGGCACGGUUUUCGCCUUCUCGUCUUACAGGAUGGUCUACGCCGCGGUGUGGGACUGGCGCUUCAACCAUAUCCCCCUGCACCGCAAGAUUCCUCUCGAAUACGGCGUUAAUCACUUUGACGGGGCAGUGGCUACUCGGAAGGCCGGGUGGGGCAAGAGACGCGGGGCCAGAAGCACAGCCCCCGACAAACUGACCGGUAGGACGCGGUACAGCACCAGUAGUCGAGAUGGCCGUGGUGCCAGGGUGCCCCGUAAGCCGGUGACAUCGCAACUUGCUAGAGAUGACCGUCGUUCUUCUGUCGACGACAUGGUGUAA